Messenger RNA from Cololabis saira (Pacific saury), 1880 nucleotides. RefSeq names its product mucin-1-like. The coding region runs from base 46 to 1047 and encodes 333 amino acids. The record is from RefSeq and is a predicted model, not a curated record. The transcript is spliced from 7 exons. Lineage: Eukaryota; Metazoa; Chordata; Actinopteri; Beloniformes; Belonidae.
AGAGACCCCCAGAGCGCCGCGGCCCGGCAGAACCAGAACCCGGUGAUGGCUGAGAUCGGGGAUGAAGACGUGACCAUCAUCCCCUCCGACGCCGACUCGGAGAGUUUGCUUCCUCAAGCUCGGACGUCGUCACCAGAACCUCCCCGGGUCAUCUGGGCAGAGACGGGGGUGCAGACAAUCAAGUUUGAAGAUUACAGAUGUGGGCUCUGGACGUUAACGGAUCCUGGCAGACCUGCAGAGUCUGUGGCCACAGAGCAGGAAGAGUUAAGUCCUCGGCAGAGUCCGGUCCUCGGCCCAGAGCAGCCCAGCAGUGGACCACCAACCCCCGAGGAGAGUCUGGUCCACGAUCUAGACCAGCCCAGCAGUGGACCGCCAACCCCCCAGGAGAGUCCAGUCCACGAUCUAGACCAGCCUAGCGGACCGCCGACCCCCCAGGAGAGUCCGGUCCACGAUGUAGACCAGCCUAGCGGACCGCCAACCCCCCAGCAGAGUCCAGUCCACGAUCAAGAGCAGUGCAAUAAUGGAUUUCCAGCCUCCCAGCAAAGUCCAGUCCCCGAUCCAGGGCAGUGCAGCAGUGGACCUUUAGCCCACAAGGAGAGUCCGGUCCACGGUGUCCAGUAUUCUCCCGAACACGUUAACUGUUGCAGUCUUGCCGCCUCACCUCCCUCGAGCAGCUCGGUGAUUCCUCCGGCUGAACCCGUCUACAUGACCCUGUCCCCGUCUCCUUCCCCUCCCCCGGCACCCGCCUCGCACCCAGAAUCAGGGUCCGACAUUGACUCCUCCCUUUUCUGGAGGAGCUGCAACACCGUCGGCUGCACGCGGGCCAUCGUCGAUGGCUUCAUGAGUGGGAUGAACGAGAUCUUCGGCAGAGUCCAGACCGAGCAGGCGAGCCAGGAGGAUUACGACCGGGCGCUUGCGGUGAUCACGGCUUCUGGCAGACUUGCAGAGUUUGUGGACAAGCAGCAAAAAGAGUUGCAGAGGAAACAGACAGAACUUCAGAGAGCAGCAGAAGCUCUGCAGACCGUCGUAUCGACGCUGAAGAGAUGAGUUGACAAGCUGCCGCUUCCUGCCGUCUUUCAAACGUACGAUUUAUGGUUUACAGGCGUCACAGCUCUCAACGUCGUACGGGUGUGACGCCGGAGUUGGGAGAAAGUGUUUAAAAACCGUAACAGAAUUAUUUCCAAACAUGUUCCAUAUUUAGUUUUAUGAGGAAAAUCAAAUGCUUUUUAUAUUCCGUUUAUAUUCCGGUUGUUGUAUUAUUUAUUGUUUUUCAAUGUUGUUUUUAACUGAAAUUUCAAACUUCCUAACCAGGAAUACGUUUUUAUAUUGUUGAAAUUACUGUAGGUGUUGACUUAAUUUUACUUAAAAGACCAAACAGUCCUCUGAACGUUUUUUCAGAAACAAGAAAUGCGUUAAAGAGCUCAAAUACACAUUAAAUAAAUCUUAACCUGAACUCAGGUUCUGGGGGAAGAAAUGAUGGGAAUGCUACAGAAGUAAGAAAAAUGGAGGCAAAUUUAAAAUUCUCCCUAUUUAACCUUUUAUUUUAUUCAUGUAAUCAUAAGUAAAUAUAUAUUUGCUCUACUGUGAAGUAGUUGAAGAUGUUUGUUGGAGGAAACAAUUGUUUUAACUUUUCCACCAGAAUCUAUAACACAUUUGUAAUGCGAGCGGAGCAACCCAGUCCCCUGAUCUUCACUCAGACCAGACAAACUUUAUUUGUCCUUGAAGGACAUUUGUCUCAGAUGGAAGUGCAAAAAGAUCCAAAACAAUCAUAAAAAACCUUGUUCUGACUUUUAUAAAACAAAAUCUUUCAUGUCAGAUUAAACAAUGAGGUUCGUUUCUCACCUCAGUCUUUCAUGAAUUGUGAACUGACAGAAAUAAAG